This is a messenger RNA of Varroa destructor (honeybee mite), 1252 nucleotides long. RefSeq lists its product as uncharacterized. Gene Ontology annotation, biological process: regulation of transcription by RNA polymerase II. Gene Ontology annotation, molecular function: DNA-binding transcription factor activity, RNA polymerase II-specific. The record is from RefSeq and is a predicted model, not a curated record. Gene Ontology annotation, cellular component: nucleus. Lineage: Eukaryota; Metazoa; Arthropoda; Arachnida; Mesostigmata; Varroidae.
UCUGCUGAAGUUCAAAAUGCGCCGACCAUUUAAUCAGCUCUGGAACUCAACAAGCUCUUCGAAACAGUUAUUCACACAGAUAUUGUUCUAAUAAACUUACAAAACAGUCUUGAAUAUAUACCACUUAACUAUUUUCAUUUUGCAUCAUCGCUGCGUGAUCCAUAUUACUGCCCACUAUUACGUCACUAUUUGAAAUGAAUUUUCCGGCACCCCAGUUUCCUAAACUAAUCUCUUACCUUUCGUUCUCUUGCAGGUCGUUCUCGCAAAUCAAAAAAAUCAAAAAUGUUGCUCAACACCGACGUCAACGACAAUGAUAACAACAACCAAAUUACCCCGUGCGAAGCGGCUGGCCAGCAGCUUCACCGACCCCACGAAUGCCCUCUGUGUCAUAAAGGUUUUACCCGCUCCAAUCAUUUAGCAGAUCACGUGCGCCGGCACACCGGCGAACGGCCCUAUCCAUGUUCUUACUGUCAGAAAAAGUUUGCUACGAAAAGUCACCGACGCGAACACGAACGAACUCACGUCGGGGGCAAACUUGAAUGCCACCUGUGCCCUUCGAGAUUCACCCGACGGCGCCAGGCUUUACAGCACCUGCGGGGCCAUGGAAUCGACACGGCCUUGCUUGAGACUAAUAUCAAUAUUUGGCCUAUGCGGAUGAAUGGCACGAUCCCGACCGAUCAAUUAAGCCCCGAAUCUCCACCAACGCCGGAACCUGAACAGCCAAGCACGACAAGCUGCGUUUAGAGAAAGUUUACAAUGGAACUUGUGAGAUGAAGAACGUAGAAGUUUUGAAAAGUAACUGAAAGAAAUCGACAUUGGCCAAAGAGCGCACCAUUGAAAUGUUCGGAAAAAUGUUGCUGUAUGAUGUAUGUUUUUACGAUAUGAUGUCUUGUUACCAAAAGGAGGAACUCAGGUUCAUACGUUUUAUUGCUACGGUUUACUGAUAGUAACUUUACCAUUAAUCCAUUUUCUGAUGUUACAAUCGUUUUAUCACCGCAAUACUCAUUUUUUUUUUAUGUCAAACAUAACUUCCUACCUUUUACUAUUUAAACUGAAAAUAAGGGACAGAUUUAGUAAUUUUUAAUUAAUGUGCAUGCCUUAGAAAAUAUUGCUCAAAUGAUGCCUUCAAUGAUGAAUUUACACCAUAUUGCUCAAGCUUGGGUGUGAUGAAGUAAGUGCCUUUUAUCAUGUGUGGCAAAUGGCGUUAAUCAAACGAAAAACUCAUGCGGAUGCCGGUGGGUGCUUACGCAAC